GAAGUUUGGGUCCGAAAACAUUCCUUCAAGCGCUUAUAUGAUUUAUUAGCCUUUCCAGGAUUUAGGUCGCCGUGGUCAAGAGCUCAACCUACUAUGUUAGUUGGAUAUAGAUGGGCAAUCCGUGUAAUUUAACCUUGGCUGCAUGAAGAACUAAGGGGCAAUCUCUCUGAAGAUAACCUAACCUUGGCUGCAGGCUUCUAAUGUAAUACCUCAUCUGGAAUAGCUGGGACGAUGUAUUAAGUGAUGCUAUCUGUGAUCCGGAAAUAUGGAUAGUGUACAACAAGCUGAAAUAGUAUUCAGAAAUUCCGUGAAAUUGGACUCAGGUGAUGAUAUUCAGCGGCAUUACAUUUGAUUAUAAAGUUUGGAAAUGCUCCUUUUGCUAACAUAGUUUCCAUUAGCACCGCAAAUGAAAGGUCCGUGCUUUUUUCCUAACUAAUUGAUCUGUUGCGAGUAUGCAAGCAUAGUUUUUGUUCUCUUAGGGAGGAGAAUACAAGAAGAGAACUUACAUAUAUUCAGUAUUGAAUUAGGAAAUCCAAAUCAAAAUUGGAUUUAAAUUAUGAAGUUUCAUGUGGGAGAAGGGGUGGGAUUAAAUGAUCAUGUGUCAUUUUAUGUGGGGCGUGUUGGUAUUGGUUGGUUAUCCAUCCUUUGGAUUUAGCUUAAAGCAUACGGCACAUGAAUGAAUUUCAUUCACUGCUAUAUAUUAAUUUAUUUGCUUACAUAAUAUACAUAAAAGUUCUUUUAUUUUUUUUAUUUUCAGUUCUUUGUUAUUGGGUUUAUUUUGUCGCUCCCUUUGUCAACGUUUCCAUUGUCUUGGCUAUCUAUAACCAAAACCCAAUAUCAAGAAACCCUUAGCUUAGUCAUUAUAAGAAACAAAGAGCAAAAAAACAUGUGCUGCUGCUGCUGUGAUGACUGUGAAUGCAGGCCAUUAGGGUUUCUGUUAGGCCUUCCGUUCACUUUCCUCUCCCUCAUCAUCUCCCUCGUCGGUGUGGUCGUUUGGAUUGUUGGAUUGGUGUUGAGUUGCAUAUGCCCAUGUUGCUUUUGCGUAACGGUGUUAGUUGAGUUUGCACUAGGAUUGAUCAAGGCUCCAAUUUUCAUCAUCAAGUGGUUUACUUCUAAGAUCCCUUGUUAGGAUGUCACAUGCAGAGAUCAUUAACUUAGAUUACUUUGAUUCAUUUCUGUUGUUUUACGUUUGACUUACCUACAUGUGUCCCAUUGUUCUGGGAUUGAACAGCUGACUUUUUUUCUUGAGUUGAUUGUUUUAUUAUUUUUGGUAUAAUCUUUAUUUUUUCUACUUCUUACUUAAUUUGAUCUUUUGAUUA
Mercurialis annua (annual mercury) is the source of this 1319-nucleotide messenger RNA. RefSeq names its product signaling peptide TAXIMIN 1-like. The transcript is spliced from 3 exons. The record is from RefSeq and is a predicted model, not a curated record. The coding region runs from base 887 to 1129 and encodes 80 amino acids. Lineage: Eukaryota; Viridiplantae; Streptophyta; Magnoliopsida; Malpighiales; Euphorbiaceae.